AUGGCGCUGCUCCAGCUGUACAGCUCCGGGCUGAUUUUCACACCACAAAAAGCAUUGAAUAGAGGGAAUUUCGUGAGAAAUCCUCCUGGUUGGUUAUCCAAAGGCCCAAAAGUGGAAGAGACUUGGAGUCCAGAAUUGCAAACCGUGGGGGGCCUUUCUCAUUGGGUUUGGUCUGUCGCUUUUUCACAAGACGGCCAGCUUCUAGCAUCUGGCUCCGAUGACAAAACUAUCAAACUCUGGGAUCCCACCACUGGCGCCCUCAAGCAUACUCUGGUGGGCCAUUCUGAUUCAAUUCUAUCAGUCGCCUUCUCACAAGAUGGCCAGUUUCUUGCAUCUGGCUCUGAUGACGAAACUAUCAAGCUCUGGGAUCCUACCACUGGCGCCCUCAAGCAUACUCUAGAGGGCCAUUCUGAUUCAAUUCUGUCAGUCGCCUUCUCGCAAGAUGGCCAGUUUCUAGCAUCCGGCUCUCACGACAAAACUAUUAAGCUCUGGGAUCCCACCACUGGCAACCUCAAGCAUACUUUGGAAGGCCAUUCUGAUUGGGUCCGAUCAGUCGCCUUCUGGAAAGAUAGCCAGCUUCUAGCAUCUGGCUCUGAUGACAAAACUACCAGGCUCUGGGAUCCCACCACUGGCGCCCUCAAGCAUACUCUAGAGGGCCAUUCUGAUUCAAUUCGGUCAGUCGCCUUCUCACAAGAUGGUCAGCUUCUAGCAUCUGGCUCCGACGACGAAACUGUCAAGCUCUGGGAUCCCACCACUAGCUUCCUCAUGCAGACUCUAGAGGGCCAUUCUGAUUCAGUUUGGACAGUCGCCUUCUCACAAGAUGGCCAGCUUCUAGCAUCCGGCUCUCGUGAUAGAACUAUCAAGCUCUGGGAUCCUGCCAUUGGGGCUGUCAAGCAUACUCUGGAAGGUCAUUCUGAUUGGGUUCGGUCAGUCGCUUUCUCGCAAAAUAGCCGGUUUCUUGCAUCCGGCUCUUACGACAAAACUAUUAAGCUCUGGGAUCCCACCACUGGCAACCUCAAGCAUACUUUGGAAGGCCAUUCUGAUUGGGUCCAAUCAGUCGCGUUCUCUCAAAAUAGUUCUGGGAUCUCACCACUGGCGCCUUCAACGUACUCUGGGUGUUGGCGGUAUUAA
This is a messenger RNA of Aspergillus fumigatus Af293, 1131 nucleotides long. RefSeq names its product putative vegetative incompatibility WD repeat protein. Lineage: Eukaryota; Fungi; Ascomycota; Eurotiomycetes; Eurotiales; Aspergillaceae. Gene Ontology annotation, cellular component: nucleus; cytoplasm. The record is from RefSeq and is a predicted model, not a curated record. The transcript has a single exon. Gene Ontology annotation, molecular function: ubiquitin binding. Gene Ontology annotation, biological process: ubiquitin recycling; proteasome-mediated ubiquitin-dependent protein catabolic process. Bases 1 to 1131 code for a protein of 376 amino acids.